ACCAUCUGUUGGGUUUUCAUCAGGAUAAUCAGCUGUCUGGAUUCCUCUCCGUAGACCACAUCUGGCACAGUACUAAAGUCGACCUCAACCUACAGGGAGCAAUAAUUAAAGACUGCAGCUGCCAGACCUGUUUGUGGAUCAUGCAUACCAAAGGAAGUACAGAAUGCUGUUGCUCUUUUGAAGACUACAAUCAGACGACAGAAUGGCUUCUGAGCCGGACGAGACACAGGCCUAAGAUCGCAGUGGUGUGUGGCUCCGGCCUGGGCCUGCUCGCCGAUGGUGUUACCAACAAAGAGAUCUUCCCUUACGCAGAUAUCCCCAACUUCCCCGUCAGCACAGUCCCGGGUCAUGAAGGGUGUCUGGUGUUUGGUAUUCUAAAAGGCAAAUCCUGCGUCUUCAUGCAAGGCAGAUUCCAUCUCUACGAGGGCUAUUCACUCUGUAAGGUCACAUUCCCGGUGCGGAUCUUCAAGCUGUUGGGUGUGGAGACCCUCAUUGUGACUAACGCCUCAGGGGGCCUGUGUCCGGACUUCAAAGUGGGCGACAUCAUGCUCAUUAAGGACCACAUUAACCUGCCAGGCUUCGCCGGCCAGCACCCUCUGUGCGGCCCCAAUGACGAACGGUUUGGGAUCCGGUUCCCCUGCAUGUCAGAUGCCUACAGUAAGGACCUGAGGAAGCUAGCUCUGGAUAUCAGUCAUGAGCUGGACUAUACCAACUUUGUGCGGGAAGGGGUGUACUGCAUGGUGAGCGGUCCCAACUUCGAGACCAUCGCCGAGGCACGCAUGUUGCAGGUCUUGGGGUGCGACUCUGUGGGCAUGAGUACGGUCCCAGAGGUAACAGUGGCCAAGCACUGUGGCCUGAGGGUCUUUGGUCUCUCACUCAUCACCAACAAGGUCUCCCUGGACUACAGCCGUGAGGAGAAGGUGAACCAUGAGGAGGUCCUGGAGAUCAGCAAGAUGAGGGCGGAGCAUCUGCAGAUGAUGCUCAACACACUUAUCGCCCGCUCCCACCAGCUGGACGAGGGCAUCAAUGUCAACUGAAGGAGGAAAGGGGAUGGAGAAAGAGACAGAGAGACAUACUUUAAUGUUGAAGCACACUCUCUAUCACACACACAGACAAGUGCACACAUGUACAUAUCAUUCACUGUGAAUCUUUACAAUAAACAACCACCCAUGAUGAAAGAAUUUAGUCAAUUUUCUAGUUUAAUAAAAUGUUCUAAAGUUGUUUGUUUUUUUACACAAGAACCAGUCUGUUAAAAAAUUUAAAUGCUUAUUUGAUGAUAGGGCACUGACAUGAGAAUAUGUAACGCUCCUAUUUAACAUCAGCUGAAGGGGUGCCACUACCAGUUGUACAACUGAACACCUUCAACUGAAAUGUGUCUUCUGCGUUUAACCCAACCUAGGUAUCCCCCUUUCCCUUUCCUUACCUGAGGAAAUUCAGAGAGAGAGAGAGACGAGAGAGGAGAGAGGAGAGAGAGAGAGAUUAUACAUUAAUUCCACAAAAUGUUUUUCUCCCAAAAAUAAAUGUGAAAAGCCUCCAACCAGAAAAUAGCAUUUAAUGACAAAUAGUGGGGGGAAAAAAUAUGCAACUGAACUAAUGUACAGAUGAUGGUGCUUUUCUCUUCAAAUUCCUCCUGCUAUUCAGAGCUAGGGACAGAAAAAACAUGUAUUAAUAUAAUUAUACAGUGCUUUCUUUGUUGUUAUCCCCUCACUGUUUAGAACGAGAAUCAAACUAUUAAUUCGGUGCUUCAUUGUGUUUACCAUAUAACACGAGUCUAUUUCAUAGAGUUGAUGGGAAAACUAUUUUCAUGCUAAACAAUUACAGUGUUAUGAGUUAGUUUGACUGCAAUAACAGUGAGAGCUCAUGUAGAAAUAAUGUUUCUUGUAAGAAUUUACACAGCAACAGAAAAAAUGUACAGAAAAACUUGGUAUCUUGCCAAAGAAAAUACUCUGUUCACUGCCUUGCCUUAAAGUAAAUCGAAGUGGAUUCAUCUAUAAAGAAAACACUGCCAUCUUUCACAGGGCUCCUAGGCCAAUACGGCGCAGUGGUACCUUCUGCACUGUAGCGAUAAGCUUGGAGAACACUGAUGUGUUCAUAACGAGGUUUUCCCAUUGUAAAUAUAUAGAUACAUAUUUAAAUAAACAUACAGUAGAUAUAGAUCAUAAA
Molecule: messenger RNA, 2163 nt
Organism: Salvelinus namaycush (lake trout)
Lineage: Eukaryota; Metazoa; Chordata; Actinopteri; Salmoniformes; Salmonidae
Product: purine nucleoside phosphorylase-like
Exons: 8
Coding region: 141-1037 (298 amino acids)
Biological process (GO): nucleoside metabolic process
Cellular component (GO): cytoplasm
Molecular function (GO): purine-nucleoside phosphorylase activity
Source: RefSeq, a predicted model, not a curated record